Messenger RNA from Dichomitus squalens LYAD-421 SS1, 2082 nucleotides. RefSeq lists its product as uncharacterized. Gene Ontology annotation, biological process: triglyceride biosynthetic process. Bases 1 to 1866 code for a protein of 621 amino acids. The record is from RefSeq and is a predicted model, not a curated record. Gene Ontology annotation, molecular function: diacylglycerol O-acyltransferase activity; long-chain-alcohol O-fatty-acyltransferase activity. Lineage: Eukaryota; Fungi; Basidiomycota; Agaricomycetes; Polyporales; Polyporaceae. Gene Ontology annotation, cellular component: plasma membrane. The transcript is spliced from 9 exons.
AUGGUCCUUCAGAGGCGAAUACUGAACGGUCAUGUCCAUGUUGCAUCCCCAGGCACCCCUGCGUCGUACUACUACGAUGACGGGGACGUUCAGCCGCCGGCGCCUGAAGAUGUGGACGCGAAGUUGAAUCGCGUCGGCAGUGUUGGGGAGGUCGCCGACCGCGUCGCGGACUUCAUAGCGCAAGAGGCAACGGAGCGUCGCCAGAUGAUAGGAGGAGUUGACAACUUUUGGCUACUACUCUCCGACAUCACUGACUUCAACCCGGUAUGUGCAUGCACAUCCGUCUGCAUCCUGCGCGACUACGUUACAGUUGAGAAGGUCGCUCAACAAUUCACGCGCCAAUCGGAGAGGUUCCCCCGAUUCCGGCAAAAACUCGAGUCUGUUGGACGCCUAUUCCAUGGCCCUACCUUUGUCGACGACCCAGAUUUCAACGUUCUCAAUCAUAUCCAUGUGCGUAGGCUACCUGAGCCCGCAGGAAAGCGCGAGCUCGACGCCUUGGUGGGCGAGUUCAUAGCGGAGGAUUGGGAUCUUUCAAAGCCGCUUUGGCACACUCUAAUCGUGGAGAAUUACCACGGCGACGAUGGUGCCUGUGCUAUCGUCGCAAAAGGGCACCAUACACUUUCUGACGGUCAAGGAUUCGUGAUGAGCCAGCUGUACCUGACGUCAUUCUUCGAUGACCUAGCCCAGAUGAUAAACCGCGCCUCAGACAAGCUUGACAGAGCGAAGCGGGGUCUGCUCCUUCCGUCCGAAUACUCUAAAUCCUUCAAGCCGCUUGACCCCUACGCUUCCGAUGAGCGCGUCGCCCCUUUCCUCCAGUUUUUACUUGGCUUUCUCUUCUGGCUGAUCGUGGUCGUCAAGAACAUAUUUUCUUUGUUCUGGAGCACGUUCCAGGGACUACGCAUGAUCGCCUUCUUCCUGUUCACCUUUUGGCGCGUCGAGAUGAUCACUGCUGACCAGCCUGGCAAACGCACGCCCCAUCGAGAGUUCUCGAGCACGCGCAUCUUCAGCCUGCAAGAUGUGAAGGUGUGCCAGCAAGCGUUCUCUGGACCCCGCCCUGGAUACGCUGUCGCUGGCGUUCCAAAGGACCAGCGACGAAACGUUCGCAGCAAAAAGAGGCAUGUCACCCUUAACGAUGUCGUCUGCGCCGUCAUGGCGGACGUGCUCGGGGAUAUCAUUGCUUCCAAGCCGGAGCCGCGCACGGCGUGGGGUAAAGUAAGGCGGACCGUCAACAAGUAUUUGCCCAGCCCAAUGGGCUUCUUCAUACCGAUCAGUGUCCGCAAGCCCGGCGACUGGUCGAUGCGGAAUCUGUCGACCGCCUCCAACGUCUACCUGAACCCGUCACCCAACCUCACAUCCGACAUCUCCGUUCACGAGAUUCAUGCGCACAUCCACAGGUGCCGCUACGAACUCUCGUUGUUCAAGCACAGCGCAUGGCCCAAGUUCUGCUUCCGCCUCCUGCAGCUUACAGGACAGGCGCCGAUCCUCUUCCCGUUGUCGUGGUUCUCGAGGUCGCGUGCACAUUGGAACCCUCUCGUGAAGGUGUUGAGAAACGGCGUCGUCAAACCGUUCCUCGACGUAUGUUUGGAGUCGUGUACCGCCAUCUUGACCAACGUUCCGGGACCCUCCAAGGGUCCGAUCACUUGGAGCGGAGUCGAAGUUGUAAAAUGGUCCGCCAUCCCGCCCCAGGCGGGGGCGGGCACCAUCGGCAUCGGAAUCAUGUCGUACGCUGGCGGGCUCUCCGUCGCAGUCUCCGCCGAUCUCGUGCCCGGCUCCGAAGGCGUCGCGCGCAGGAUAUGCGAGGGCUUCGAAAAGCGAUUCGAGCUGUACGUCGCACGCGCUAAGGAGGUGCUCGACCAUCAAGACUAGAAGCCUUCGUAGCACACGCGCUCGGGACACGGAGGCACCGGUAUCAUUAAUAGAUCGCAAAGUGGAAACGUCGGCUAGCGGCACUCUAGCUGACUGUGUAGCGCUAUUGUACACUCCCGCCGCUCGUUAUCUGCUCGCUCCGAGCGCUAUCAGUAAUAGACUCGUUCAGUUGUAAACUAGCGACAAGUCCUAAUACCUAUGCAUGCCAGAACUCAC